Molecule: messenger RNA, 690 nt
Organism: Protopolystoma xenopodis
Lineage: Eukaryota; Metazoa; Platyhelminthes; Monogenea; Polystomatidea; Polystomatidae
Source: the annotation of a GenBank genome assembly
UUCAUUGAAUCUGCUGCCACAAAACGAUUCGCCUCCCCUGACCGCGCUUUAUUUGCAAUAUUUUUCCGGUUUCCCGCCCUUCUGGCGUUACGACGCCCUGCAGACGAGGGGACCCAGUCGACCGCCGAGUAUCGCGCCGAAUUCGAGGCCAAGGCUGAAGAGCUUCUUAACUGGCUGGACGCUUCGUCAGUCGCUCUUGAACUCAUCACAAUGGACCAGAAUCUGCCGGCUCUCGGGGCUUCAGCUGGCGGUCCUGGAUCCACGAGCCCUAGCCUCACGUCAACGUCAUUCGCCCGAUCAGACGCCGGCAUCAAGACGCCCGUGGCUGGCCUCGAGUCCUUGUUGCCGCCACGAUUAGAUGAGCCUAAACGACCGAGUACGGGUCCGCCUGAAGGCCACACCAGCGGCACGGUUGCCGGAGUCACGGGCUCCGGGGGUUCAGGCGGCACAGAGCCGGGCCAGUUGCCGGGGGAGAUUCUGAGGCGCGUGAAGAGCGAGGCCUCGCAGUGGCAGGAUUCAAUGCGCCGUCUGAUCAAGCUGGGUGACCGCUAUCGCAAGGAAUUGAGCCAGAGUGAGUGUAUACCCCGGACUUGUCCUCGCGGAGCAGUCUUAAAGAGGCCCUGUAUGCCCUGUUUCCUCGACCUUUCAACCCUAGCUCUGGUAAAAAAAAGGUCGUUACGCCCUAAUUAA